Messenger RNA from Nerophis ophidion (straightnose pipefish), 2088 nucleotides. RefSeq names its product cyclin L1a (gene ccnl1a). The transcript is spliced from 6 exons. Gene Ontology annotation, biological process: regulation of transcription by RNA polymerase II. Gene Ontology annotation, cellular component: nucleus. Bases 122 to 979 code for a protein of 285 amino acids. Lineage: Eukaryota; Metazoa; Chordata; Actinopteri; Syngnathiformes; Syngnathidae. The record is from RefSeq and is a predicted model, not a curated record. Gene Ontology annotation, molecular function: cyclin-dependent protein serine/threonine kinase regulator activity.
CCUUCUCGGAUGCACACACGCGUCCGCGCGUCGGCCUCUUUGUGACGUCACACACGUUGUCAUCCGCCCUGCUUCCGCCGCGGUUCCGACGAGUCCGCUUUGGAACCGUCGUCGUUUGGAAAUGACAAAUAUGGCCGCGGGACCUCUUUCUGUGUGUUCGGCGGCGUCCCCCAGCAACGAUGGCAUCCUCAUCGGCGACAAGGUGUACUCGGAGGUGUUCCUCACCAUCGACAACUCUCUCAUCCCCGAGGAGAGACUCUCCCCGACGCCGUCGAUGCUGGACGGCCUGGACCUGCAGGCGGAGACCGACCUCCGCAUUCUGGGCUGCGAGCUCAUUCAGUCGGCGGGGAUUCUCCUCCGUCUACCGCAGGUCGCCAUGGCAACUGGACAAGUGCUUUUUCAUCGCUUCUUUUACUCCAAGUCCUUCGUGAAGCAUCAUUUUGAGAUUGUGGCAAUGGCUUGUGUUAACUUGGCCUCCAAGAUUGAAGAAGCCCCGAGGCGAAUACGAGACGUCAUCAACGUCUUCCAUCACUUGAAGCAGAUGAGAGUCAAAAAGACUCCAAGUUCAUUGAUUCUUGAUCAGAACUAUAUUAACACCAAAAACCAAGUCAUCAAAGCUGAGCGACGUAUCCUAAAGGAGUUGGGCUUCUGUGUGCACGUCAAGCAUCCACACAAGAUUAUUGUCAUGUACCUGCAAGUCUUGGAGUGUGAGAAGAACCAGACGCUGGUCCAGACUGCCUGGGUAGACCAUGCUGGUAAGUCACAUAAAGAACCUCUGAACUCUGCCUCCUCCAACUACAUGACCUCAGGAAGCCUCCCGCCCCUCUCCACACAGCCAGUCCCAAUGCUGAGAUUCGUUGAAGGGGGCGGUCGGGCCUUUCCCAACAGCCUACAGCAACUUAUUUUCUCUCGGGUCUCAUCAAGGAUUUGUAUUUUUAGGAUUAUUGUGCCAAGGCUUUUGGAGUCCCCAAUCAUUUGAAUGCAGUUGUAGCUUAUUCCCACUAAGUAUCUUCAGCCAGAACAGAUAAACUUUGUACCAGGUAACCUGCCAUGUUUUCCAGUUAUUAGUAUAGUGUGUCUUGUGUCCAACUGAUGUGGUCUUCAGACAUGUGUGUCUUGCAGGCUGAUCCAGUUCUCAGGUUUUGCCUCCCGGGACCUGUCUCGCCUUGCAGAAGUCAGAAUUCAACAGUGUUGUUUUGUUGUCUUGUUGGCACUGUCUGUUAAUGCUGACCCACUCAUUUACAUGCUGGGUUGUUGGAUGAUGGCAGGUUAGACUGGGAGGAAGCUUAGACAUAGUUUGCCUGGCCAAACAGUCUUUUUACUUGCAGGGGUGGACAAUUGGGUGCUCAUCCUAGCCUACUUUGCCCCUUAUGUCAUUCCUUUUCUGUCAAAAUGGCCUCGUGUUUGACAUGUGACGCUCAUUUAGUUGAUCCACUUUCAAUCCUGAAUCCCUGAUUUUGUUACUCUUCAUUAGAUAUGUGCGCUAUAGCACAACAAUGGCAGCGAUCCUUACACUGCCCGUCUUGUGGCUGUGUGUGCCAUUUAGAGCAACUAGUUAAGGUGACUGUGGCCUUGCAGGGAUCCAUUUCACCUUGCAAAAAUAAACGUGCAUGUCCCCAUUUUGCUUCUUUCCCCCUUCAGAUCUGUUUGUAUGAUCUGAAAGAGGCAACUGCGGUGUAAAUACAUUUCCCACAUGUGCAUGUUCCCCAUGGCAUGUGUCAUCACCUCCUUUUGCCAAAAGCAGGGUAAAGUAAGUGCAGGUCUUAGGAAGGUAGUUUUUGUCUUCAUGCUCUGCAUGAACUGUGACAAUCGGUACUCCCUCGGUCGCCCUGGAGAGAAAUGGACAAAGUUAAACACUGCAUGUACUUCAAUUCGACCUAAACUCAUCGGUAAACUUUGGCACUUAAAAGAUCAGCUGUUAAAGUCAAUAACAAUGUUUCUGUGUAGAAAAGAUGCUAUGUUUUGGUUUGCUCUUCUUUGUCUUUGUAGGAACUACAUGAAUGACAGUCUGAGGACGAACGUGUUUGUCAGGUUCCAAGCAGAGACCAUUGCCUGCGCCUGUAUAUACCUUGCUGCUCGAGCCCUGCA